Leishmania major strain Friedlin is the source of this 732-nucleotide messenger RNA. RefSeq lists its product as hypothetical. The record is from RefSeq and is a predicted model, not a curated record. The coding region runs from base 1 to 732 and encodes 243 amino acids. The transcript has a single exon. NCBI's taxonomy places the organism in Eukaryota, Euglenozoa, Kinetoplastea, Trypanosomatida, Trypanosomatidae.
AUGGAGUUUUUUCAAGUUGUCGACCCGGUGACGCUGGCGCCGGCGUCUUACGCGCACGUGGCGCUGCAGCUGGCAUUGGCCGUCGCCUGCGCCGUGCUGCUUGGUGUGUGCUUGCACGUUUUGCCGGAAAGGCUGGUGUGCGUCUCCAAGACCGCCCGUGCUAAGGUGCCUCGCGAGGCCCUGGCAAACGCGGCCACACCUGCCUCCAAGCUUUCCGUCGCCAAUACGCCUUCAUCCCUGGCCGCUGCCUCGGCCACUCCCUCCUUCUCUGCCGCGGCGCCGGUGGGCACAGCACCGAAGGCGCAGGCGAAGGCGGCCGCUCCAGCGGCUUCGGCUGCUGUAGCAGAGAGCACGCUGCACGACGUCCUAGAAGCGUUUUUCGAAGAGGAGACUCUUCUCGACGAGGCCUUACUCGACGCCACAGCGCCAUCUGCCCUACCAGAGAAGGAGACGGCCCCAGCGAAUCGGACGCCUGGGAAGCCGACCCAACCGCCCCUCAAGAAGACUGGAGACUUCUCCCCAGGUCUGGCGGCCAAGAUGACCCAGAGACUGCAGGUCGAGGCGUGCCCUGCCAGCACUGCUUCUUCGCCCCAAGUGGCAUCAAAGCCGCCCGAGAGAAACAACACGGCCGAGAGGGAGCUCGAGGACGCUCUGGACGCAUAUAUGGAGGAGGAGCAGCUGCUAGAUGAGGCCAUCCUGGACAGCGCUGUAGCGGCCGCGCACAGAACAUAA